AAUGCAGAAUUAUGCACUUUUGGGAAUCACUCUUGUUUUAGUGGUUGUAUAUAUGUUAAUGACUACUAUUGAAAAGACUUCAUCAUAUUUUGGAAAAAGAUCAUCACUUAAUCAAAUUGAAGACAAAUAUGAGUCAUUAAGAAAAUAGAGAAGAGAAAUGCUUGUAAGUUUAUAGUUUGAUUAUAGUAACAUUAUUACUGGGCUUAAUCUAAUAAUGAAAGAGAUAAGGAGAAGAAACUUGAAACUUAAAUCUUUAAGAUUGAUGAUGAAUUAGAAGAGUUGAGAAAUGACUUUGAAUCACUUAAAGCUGGUAAGAAAGUUCCUUUGAAGAAAAUAUGAU
Molecule: messenger RNA, 340 nt
Organism: Paramecium pentaurelia
Lineage: Eukaryota; Ciliophora; Oligohymenophorea; Peniculida; Parameciidae
Source: the annotation of a GenBank genome assembly